Messenger RNA from Alnus glutinosa, 1241 nucleotides. RefSeq names its product probable protein phosphatase 2C 58. The transcript is spliced from 5 exons. Gene Ontology annotation, biological process: protein dephosphorylation. Lineage: Eukaryota; Viridiplantae; Streptophyta; Magnoliopsida; Fagales; Betulaceae. Gene Ontology annotation, molecular function: protein serine/threonine phosphatase activity. Bases 167 to 1021 code for a protein of 284 amino acids. The record is from RefSeq and is a predicted model, not a curated record. Gene Ontology annotation, cellular component: nucleus; cytosol.
AAGAAUGCGGGCCAAGUGAGCAGACAAAGCAGAGCUUUUAAAGCCACCGCCAGCGGGUCACGCGUUCGGAAGUCAAACACUCUUUACCUUGAAACGCAGCUACGAUUGUCAUCCUCUCUCUUCCAAUCUUCUUCUCUCUGAACACAUCUGGCAAAAAAAGCACAUCAUGACUGGCAGGGAAAUCCUCCACAAGAUGAAAGCGAAGGCUUUUGGUUCAUCUGACACUGGAAAAGGCAAAAGCAAAAUGUCAAAGCACAUCACACAUGGCUUCCACAUGGUAAAGGGAAAAUCGAAUCAUGACAUGGAAGAUUAUUUAGUUUCUGAAUUCAGGCAAUUUAAUGACAAGGAGUUGGGCAAGGAGUUGGGCUUAUUUGCAAUAUUUGAUGGCCAUUCAGGCCAUGAUGUUGCAAGCUACUUGCAAGGCCACCUGUUUGACAAUAUUUUAAAACAGGAUGACUUCUGGACUGAAACAGAGAAUGCUUUGAGGAGAGCUUAUCGUAUGACAGAUGCUGAGAUAUUGGAGAAAGCAUUAGUAUUGGGAAGAGGAGGCUCAACAGCUGUAACUGCAAUACUGAUCAAUGGUGAAAAGCUUGUUGUAGCAAAUGUAGGAGACUCUCGGGCUGUUAUAUGUAAGAAUGGUGUAGCCAAGCAACUAUCAGUUGAUCAUGAGCCAAGCAGGGAGAAAAGGUUGAUUGAGAGCCGUGGUGGUUUUGUGUCAAACCUUCCAGGGGAUGUCCCACGUGUUGACGGACAGCUUGCUGUUGCAAGGGCAUUUGGUGAUAAAAGCUUAAAGUUACACCUUAGUUCAGAACCUGAUGUGACAAUUGAGAUGAUAAGUGAUGAUACAGAAUGCAUUAUUUUAGCAAGUGAUGGAAUAUGGAAGGUGUUGUCAAACGAAGAUGCAGUAAAUUGUAUUAAACACAUUAAGGAUGCUCAGUCAGCUGCAAAGCACUUGAUAGAGGAGGCUGUUUCCAGGAAAAGUAAGGAUGACAUAUCCUGCAUAGUUGUGAAGUUCCAAUGAUAUAUUCUUUCCACAAGAUGAACCAUGGUUUUCUUUAAAUGCUGGUCCAAAACUGGGUCAUAUGUGUGUAUAUGAGACAUAAAUUUAUUUCUUUUAUUACCUUCAAAGAUUGUUGGAGUCUUCUAUAACAUUCGUAAUGUACAAGUAAUCACAUACCAUUAAUGUAGACUGGCAAUGAUGUGAAAUGUUUGUUGCUUUAAAUAUGAGAUAUUGGAGGAAA